AUGAAGAUGGGAAAAUGUGAGUUCUGCCAUUACCUUCAAUUUGUAUCCAUUUUCAUUUGUCUUUUUGGAACAAGUCAAGCUGAGGUAUCAGUAUCUACAUCAAAGCCCUAUAUUCAGACUGGAAAAUCAAGAACAAAGCGCAGUUGGGUGUGGAAUCAGUUCUUUGUACUGGAGGAGUAUACGGGUACAGACCCUCUUUAUGUGGGCAAGCUUCAUUCUGAUGUGGAUAAAGGAGAAAGUUCCAUCAAAUAUGUUCUUACAGGAGAAGGGGCAAGUUCCAUUUUCACUAUUGAUGAGAAUACUGGGGAUAUUCAUGCUACAAAGAGGUUGGACCGUGAGGAACAAGCUUACUAUACUCUGCGGGCACAAGCCCUAAACAGACUAACAAAUAAUCCAGUGGAGCCUGAAUCGGAGUUUGUCAUAAAAGUACAAGAUAUAAAUGACAAUGAGCCUAAAUUUUUAGAUGGACCUUAUAUUGCUGGUAUUCCUGAAAUGUCACCUGUUGGAUCUUCAGUGUUGCAAGUCACAGCAACAGAUGCGGAUGAUCCAACAUAUGGAAAUAGUGCUCGGGUUACCUAUAGCAUUCUACAGGGCCAGCCAUAUUUUUCCGUUGAGCCAAAGACUGGUAUCAUUCGAACAGCCUUACCUAACAUGGACAGAGAAGCAAAAGACCAGUAUCUGCUUGUAAUACAAGCAAAAGAUAUGGUGGGCCAAAUGGGAGGAUUAUCAGGGACAACAUCUGUAACAGUAACACUUACGGACGUCAAUGACAACCCACCUCGAUUCCCUCGCAGGUCUGAUCAGUAUUAUGUUCCAGAAUCCUUGCCAGUUGGCGCUACAGUGGCUAAAAUAAAAGCAGCUGAUCCUGAUGUGGGACCAAAUGCAGAAAUGGAAUAUAAGAUUGUGGAUGGUGACGGCAAUGGUGUUUUCAAAAUUUCUGUUGAUAAAGAUACACAGGAAGGCGUUGUCACAAUACAAAAAGAAUUGGAUUAUGAAACAAAGACAAGCUACACUCUAAGAAUCGAAGCUGCAAAUAAACAUGUGGACACACGGUUUCUCAGUGUUGGCCCAUUUAUGGACACAACAACAAUAAAAAUUAAUGUUGAAGAUGUGGAUGAACCUCCAGUAUUUUCUUCCCGUUUAUAUACAAUGGUUGAGUCUGAAGCUGCAAAACUGGGAACUAGUAUUGGGACAGUAACAGCACAUGACCCAGAUGUGACAAAUAGCCCUAUAAGGUACUCAAUUGAUCGCAACACUGAUUUGGAGAGAUUUUUCAACAUUGAUGCAACCAGUGGACUUAUAACAAUUGCAAAAUCUCUGGACAGAGAAACCAGUGCCGUUCAUAAUAUCACUGUUUUAGCAAUUGAGAGUCAAAAUCCGUCUCAGAUUGGCAAAGGAUUCGUUGCCAUACACAUACUUGACAUUAAUGAUAAUGCUCCAGAAUUUGCAAUGGAAUAUGAGACAAAUGUCUGUGAAAAUGCUCCCCCUGGUCAAGCUAUACAAGAAAUAAGCGCAGUUGAUAAAGAUGAACCAUCCAGCGGUCACUGGUUUUAUUUUAGUUUACCCCCUGAAGCCGCAAAUCUAAAUUUUACAUUGCAAGAUAAUAAAGAUAAUACAGCAUCAAUCCUUACAAAAAGAAGUGGAUUCCGAAGACAGGACCAGUCAGUAUUUUAUUUACCAAUUGUUAUAGUGGACAGUGGAUCUCCAUCACUUAGCAGCACCAAUACACUGACAAUCAGAGUCUGUGACUGUGAUGCUGAUGGUGUAGCACAAACCUGUAAUGCAGAGGCAUAUAUUUUACCUGCUGGGCUGAGCACUGGAGCUCUAAUUGCAAUAUUAGCUUGCGUCUUGACAUUACUAGUUCUUGUCCUUCUUAUUGUUACAAUGAGAAGAAGAAAAAAGGAGCCCCUUAUUUUUGAUGAAGAACGAGAUAUCAGAGAAAAUAUUGUCAGAUAUGAUGAUGAGGGUGGGGGUGAAGAAGAUACUGAAGCAUUUGAUAUGGCUGCUUUAAGGAACCUCAAUAUUAUUCGAGACAGCAAAACCAGAAGAGAUGUAACACCAGAAAUUCAGUUCUUGAGUCGACCAUCCAUGAGAAGUGCUCCAGACAAUUUUAUCUUUAGGGAAUUUAUAUGGGAGAGAUUAAAAGAAGCUGAUGUGGAUCCAUGUGCCCCUCCUUAUGACUCCUUACAGACAUAUGCUUUUGAAGGAAAUGGCUCUAUUGCAGAGUCACUUAGUUCCCUAGAGUCAAACAGCUCAAAUUCUGAACAGAAUUAUGAUUACCUCAGUGACUGGGGGCCUCGUUUCAAAAGACUUGCAGAUAUGUAUGGGACUGGUGAAAACUAUUUGUAUUCAUAG
Molecule: messenger RNA, 2355 nt
Organism: Bombina bombina (fire-bellied toad)
Lineage: Eukaryota; Metazoa; Chordata; Amphibia; Anura; Bombinatoridae
Product: cadherin-7
Exons: 11
Coding region: 1-2355 (784 amino acids)
Biological process (GO): cell-cell junction assembly; calcium-dependent cell-cell adhesion; multicellular organism development
Cellular component (GO): catenin complex; plasma membrane; adherens junction
Molecular function (GO): cadherin binding; calcium ion binding
Source: RefSeq, a predicted model, not a curated record